This is a messenger RNA of Rangifer tarandus platyrhynchus (Svalbard reindeer), 1146 nucleotides long. Lineage: Eukaryota; Metazoa; Chordata; Mammalia; Artiodactyla; Cervidae. The record is from the annotation of a GenBank genome assembly.
AUGGAUUCGCUGGCCCCAGCAAGCGCUUGGUUUGGGUUGAAUCUUUUCAAAGACCUGAGUAAAACGGAUGAAGGCAACGUCUUGUUUUCCCCUGCGGGCAUCUCAACCACCAUCGGAAUGCUGCCCCCGGUGGCCCCGGGGGCCGCUGCCACCCAGCUGCAGGAGGUGCCUUUCUCUGAAAAAGACACAGAAAGCUCAAGAAUCAAAGAAGAAAAAGGGUUAGAGAAGACAGAAGAGGUACAUCGCCAGUUCCAAAGGGUUUUGAGUGAGAUAAGCAAACCCAAUGAUGAUUAUGAACUGAAAAUAGCCAAUCGGCUGUUUGGAGAAAAGACAUACCUCUUCCCUCAAAAAUACUUAGAUUAUGUUGAAAAACAUUACCAUGCUUCUCUGGAACCUGUUGAUUUUGUAAAUGCAGCAGAUGAAAGUCGAAAGAAGAUUAAUUCCUGGGUUGAAAGCCAAACAAAUGAAAAAAUAAAGGACCUGCUUCCAGACGGCUCUUUAAGCAGCUCCAUCAAGCUGGUGGUGGUGAAUGUAAUUUAUUUUAAAGGGCAAUGGAACAGGGAGUUUACGAAAGAAAAUACCAAGGAGGAGAAAUUUUGGCUGAAUAAGAGCGCAAGCAAGUCUGUGCUGAUGAUGACGCAGCGCCGGUCCUUUAGCUUCAAGGCCCUGGAGGAUGUGCCAGCCAAACUUCUGGGCCUUCCGUGUCGAGGCCAUGGCCUCAGCAUGUUCGUGCUGCUGCCCAAUGACAUGGGCGGUCUGGAGAAGAUUAUAGAUAAAAUAACUCCUGAGAAGUUAAUAGAGUGGACUAGCGCGGGGCGUAUGGAAGAGAGGGCCGUGGACUUGCACUUGCCCCGGUUCCGGGCGGCGGGCAGUUACGACCUGGAGGCCGCCUCCGCGGGGCUGCGCGCCGCCGGCCUCGCGGGGAGCCCCGGGGGCGCCGGGCUGCGGGCCCACAAGCUGCUGCACAGGGCGGUGCUGGAGGUGACCGAGGCGGGCACGGAGGCUGCGGCCGCCACCGCUGUGGGCUUCGCCGUCACGGAGGCCCCAGACUGGGAACGUUUUCACUGCAAUCACCCUUUCCUGUUCUUCAUCAGGCACAACGAGUCCGACAGCGUCCUUUUCUUUGGCCGAUUUUCUUCUCCUUAG